This is a messenger RNA of Dovyalis caffra, 286 nucleotides long. The record is from the annotation of a GenBank genome assembly. Lineage: Eukaryota; Viridiplantae; Streptophyta; Magnoliopsida; Malpighiales; Salicaceae.
GUUUAACCACACAAAAAAUCUCUUAAGCUUGCUUUGCUUGAGUGACUCUCAUGAUUCUAGGAAAGAAGGGUUUAGAUACCCUUUUCGGAUUUAUCCAAGAGCUCCUGCAUUUUCACCCCUUUUAUCCUUCAAAUCUCUCACUUGUACCGCAAGUAAAUCAUUAAUUGAUUUGGGUUCUUCAAAUCCAACCUCUACCAUCUCCCAUAAAUUCAGUGAAAUCAGCAAAGUUCUCAUCUUUAUACUCCAAAAUUCAUUAUUUUCACUUGAAACCAUAGAGGCUGAAUAG